UAAUUGAAAAAGCGGUUGUGAUGGAUUGUUACAAGUGUGCUGAAAGUCAGCAAAAUCAUGAUCAUGUUAUGAUUCUUAACAGUAAAAAAUACUUUAUAUGUACUCAUUCUUGUAGGCGUGAUAAUAUUAUUUCAAUCCAUUUGUAAAUGCCUCCCUUUUCUUUCCCCAGAAGUGUAUAAACAGAUCACUGCUUUAUUGCAUCCAUUAGAUUAUUUGCAAACCGGAUCAACUAUGCUACCUCAAAAUUUGCUCACCCUCCUGCUCCUGGUGUUGAGCUCUGGUCUGGAGGCCUACAAAAUUUUAGUCUUCUACCCCACACCCUCUUUCAGUCAUCAACGUUCUAUAAUGGCACUGACAGAAAGGUUGGUUAAAGAGGGUCAUGAAUUGUUCGUUAUCAGCCCAAACGCUGUGUCUGGAUUGAACGAGAAUAGGAACUACACCUUCGUAGAUGUCUCAUUUUCAUAUAAGUAUUUCUCGGAUGAAAAACAAGAUGACGAAACUUAUUACAUGCAGGAAUACAUAUCCAAGUGGGACUUUCCCUCACAAUUUAGUGCCUACUUUGAUAUAGGAAGGAAGCAGCUACUCAGCGAAGCACAUUUGCAAUUUCUGCGUCGCGUUGAAAAGGAGAGAAUCAAGUUCGAUCUCAUCAUAGUGGAAAUGUUUUUCGUCCCGUUCGGUUGCGUCCUAUCCCGAACUUACUCCGGAUCUGCGCCAAUCAUUUCACUGCACUCAAUAUCGACAGAAUUCCUCGUCGAGAACAAUAUAGGGAGCAUAGCACACCUGUCAUUUGCACCGUCCGUGUACAACGAUUACACUGACAAAAUGAGCCUGUGGCAGAGAAUCGAAAAUUGGUUCUCGAACUAUUACCUAUGGUCAUUAUUCGAGCAAGCAGAGGAGACGGUUGUUAAAAGGUAUUGCAACGAGAUGUAUGGUCCAGGGUCUGAGAAGCUUGCGGAUGGAUGCUGGUCUAACGUCAGUUUGGCGCUAGUCGCCAAUAACCCAGUAUACUACUACCCUAGAGCGCUAAGCCCCAACGUUAUUGAAGUCGGUCCGUUGCACUUGAAAACCCCUGAGAAGCUAUCAAAGGAACUUCAAGACUGGCUAGAUGGAGCAGAAAGAGGAGUGAUUUAUUUCAGUCUCGGAAGCAAUAUAAAGAGCAAAUCCCUCCCGCCUGAAGUAAGAUCAAACUUCAUUAACUUUUUCGCAGAGCAUCCAGAUUACCGCGUCUUGUGGAAGUGGGAAUUAGAUGGAAAAAUUCCCAGUCAAUCAAAUAACAUUUUAGCUCAAAAAUGGAUGCCACAGACCAGCAUUCUAGCUCACCCGAAAGUGAAAGUUUACAUCACGCAAGGCGGACUCCAAAGUUUUCAAGAAGCUGUGCAUUACGGCGUGCCAUUGGUAGGAAUCCCUUGGUCUGGUGACCAAGGCUGCAACGUCGCAAAAAUGGUGGACGCUGGGAUAGGAGUGCGAUUGCGACCGCAAGAUCUCCAUUCUUACGAUAACAUUAAAGCCGCCUUGGAAACAGUACUGUUCGAUGCCAGGUUUUUCGAGAACAUGAAGAAGCUUUCGGCCUUGUCCAAAGAUUUCACCGAUCGAGGCAUGGAUCAAGCAGUUUUUUGGAUAGAGCAUGUGGCCAAACAUGGCGGGGCAUCGCACUUGAGGCCAGCAACCGCUGAUACAACCCUUUUUCAGUAUUUCUGCCUCGAUAUCAUAUCUCUAGUCCUCACUCUACUCAUCUUUUGUACUUACAUCGUAGUUAUUUCUUGCAAAUUUGUAGUUGCAGUCGUUUUCAAGGAAUCUCUGCCAAAAAUUAAGGCAUCCUAAUUUUUCAAAGUAUGUGUAAAAUACAUGUGUCCAUAAAGCGACCAUUA
This is a messenger RNA of Bemisia tabaci, 1868 nucleotides long. Its product is annotated as UDP-glucosyltransferase 2. The record is from RefSeq and is a predicted model, not a curated record. NCBI's taxonomy places the organism in Eukaryota, Metazoa, Arthropoda, Insecta, Hemiptera, Aleyrodidae. Gene Ontology annotation, molecular function: UDP-glycosyltransferase activity.